Molecule: messenger RNA, 3041 nt
Organism: Penicilliopsis zonata CBS 506.65
Lineage: Eukaryota; Fungi; Ascomycota; Eurotiomycetes; Eurotiales; Aspergillaceae
Exons: 3
Coding region: 161-2872 (903 amino acids)
Biological process (GO): translational elongation
Molecular function (GO): GTP binding; translation elongation factor activity; GTPase activity
Source: RefSeq, a predicted model, not a curated record
AUCGUGCCUUCAUACCACGGCAGCUUCAAAUAUCAUCAUCCGAUUCAGCACAACAUCGAAUAUAUCUCCAGCAGUUGGAUAAGCUAUAAUUGUUCUCUCGUGUCUGCCACCUCUUCAUCAUAGAUUUGUUGCUUUGUUUUCCCAUCGGGUUGAUCCAACCAUGGCAUCCAUCUUCACCUAUGACCCUCACCCUCCCCGGGUCUCUUCGCCCUGGUCGACUUCAGGAUCUUCCACGCCACAGGUCAGCGCGCCGUCUAGCCGAGGCGUGGGAAUGAGAUCGGCCUCCAGCGCGCACCUGGAGCACUCCGAUUUCAACUGUCUGUCCGACUAUGGGAUCACGAAGCUCGAACCAGAGCCCCAGGAGGGCCCGACCGAGUAUAAACUCCAUCUUCUUUUGCGCCCGCGUCGAUUGUACUCGUCCAUGUCCACCGGCCAUCUGGUCGGGGGAUCCUACCACUCCAAGGCCAGUCUGUCGUCUUCCUUGCCCAUGAAUGCGAGCUAUGAUUCGAAUGCAAAGCCCCUGCUGCCCCGCUCGAGCCAGGGUCGUCAGCAACGGUUGCAGCAGUUGACCACGCAGCUUCUCUGGCGCCUCCAGCAGUCAUCGCCUUUUCAUUCGUCCACCACCUCUAGUCUGGUCCUGCCCAUGUUGCCGGAAGCCACCCCGCAACUGGACGUCCUGGCUAAGCCUGGUCGGUUGCUUCCAGGCCUUGAGGAGAGCCAGGGGGCUCUCUAUGAGAUUGGCGUUGCUGACGAUGGGACCUUUGUCGGGCUGACGCAGGAUGAGUUGGACGAAAGUCUGACUAAUCUCCAAGCCAUGGCAGCCAGCUUAGGGUGCAAAGUAGAAGUCCUCCGCCGGGUGUUGGUGGGAGAGUGUGAGUGGGUUGAAACCCCCCUCAUUCCCGACCAGGAUGGAGCUUCGAAAAACGUUGCGGAAAGUCUUUGGGUUGCCGAGGCUCUUGUGAGCCCGGAUCUAGAUCUUUACAAGACGUCCUCCAUGAGGGCUGACACGGUGGAUGACAACGCUGCCGAGGUAAAUGUCGCGGUUUCGGUUGAAGACAACCAUUUGCCCACGGAGCAGAUUCGCAUCUCUAUCGCAGGAGCGAGCACGGCGGGAAAGUCCUCUCUGCUGGGCACCCUGACCACUUCCUUGCUAGACAAUGGGAGAGGAAAGAGUCGGUUGAGCCUCCUGAAGCAUCGGCACGAAAUUCCAUCUGGAAUCACCAGCUCCGUGGCUCAGGAAUUGAUCGGUUAUGCUGCAGCUGGGGGCGCAGCCACAGAGCCUACGGACGUCAUCAAUUACGCCUUUGGCAAUAUCGCCGCAUGGGACGAUAUCCAUGCUGCUUCUGCCGGCGGCCGCUUAGCGUUCGUGUCUGAUCUCCCGGGCUCGACGCGCUAUGUCAAAUCCACGAUGAGAGGCCUGGUCAGCUGGGCUCCCCACUACGUGCUCCUUUGUAUCCCAGCAAAUUGUGGAGAGGAAUCGACGGCAGACAGUAAUACCCCAGCGACCGAGGAUGCGUCGGACAUGGACCUGUCUCUCUCGUAUUUAGCGUUAUGUGUCAAGUUGGGAGUUUCCUUCUUGAUCGCUAUCACCAAAAUGGAUCUUGCCUCCCGCGCCGGGUUAAGAAACACUCUUGCCCGGAUCCUCUCGGCGUUGAAAGUGGCGGGCAAAAGACCGGCAAUGUUGCCUGUGGCCUCGGACGACAAGACAGCUGGCCUCCAAGCAAUCCCCAGCGUUGUCGCCGAGGAAGUGAAAAAGGUCAUCAACACUGCGAACGGAGACUGGACGGCAACUGUACCAAUUGUCCUCACCAGUGCUGUUGAUGGCUCGGGCGUGGGAAAACUACAUGCGCUCAUUCGGUGGUUGCCGAUUCCUCAGGCAUUGCCUCUUCGCCCAAAUUCUCAUUCGGAUCUGGCAGCAGAGUCAUCAUCUCCUGCCCCGGCUACUCGGCUGUUUGACGUGGAUGAAGUGUUUGAAAUUCCCCUGUCGAAGGUGUACUCGGGCUCGCCCAAACAGGCGUCUGAUGAGAACCGCGGCGUUGUCCUUUGCGGUCUUGUUCGGUAUGGAUCUAUCUCGAUCGGCGACGAGCUGGCGAUCGGUCCGAUCUCCAGCGAUCCCUUGGGCUCCUCCACUGGCCCGAGAAGCCGGUCAGAACAUCUUUCGGGCACAGCAUUGCCAUCGACUUCGUUGCGCAGCAGACCGUCCUCUGGCGAGCUGGCAGGCUCCUCGCUGCUUCCUGGCAAAUGGCAACCCGUCCGCGUUGUCAGUGUCCGCAAUUUACGUCUGCCUGUGCAGAAACUGGUGGAGGACCAGGUUGGCACAAUUGGUGUAGAACCUAUCUGUUCCCCCCGUCUGGGCAAGAUUCGCAAGGGGAUGGUCCUUGCCGACUUCCGCCACUGCGACUCGUCGUCGGUACCCGCCAAUCCUGCAGUCUACCACGUUGGGUUCGUGGCCACGUUCGCGCCCAGUGAAUUCGCCUCGGCGGUGUCGUCUCCGCCUCUGCUCCUUGGCGGCAACGCGAUCGUCUAUAUCGCCAAUAUCCGGGCUGUAGUCAAGGUCACCUGCGUCACCCUCUCCGAAAACGAGAUCCAUUCUUCCUCUUUGCCGCCGUCGCCGCGCGAACCCGAAUUUUUCUCGUUUGACAACGACCCGGACGUCUCCCGCACCAUCCCUUCCCCAGAUGUCUCCCAUGACCAGAUCAAGCUGACCUGUACGUUUGUCACGUCUGUCGAAUGGGUGCAGGUCGAGUCACCGGUGAUCCUCAUGCCGGGAGCAUCGAUGGCCUGCUCUACGACGGGGACGCCGGGGGCUCUUUCGGGUCUCCAGGGCUUUGUGGGUCGAGUCUGUGAUGUGUUGAGUGAGGGGGAUUCGUAAUAGCUAUCAGAAUUUCUUCUUAUUUGUUUCAAUUCUCUCUUCAGUACUACCAUUUCUGAGUCCAUAUUUUCAUAGAUUAGUACUCAUUUACAGACAACCAUUUCUCCGCAUGUCACCUCGAUGAACAGCUUUCCCUGCUGGCCAGAACAUGUGUUUACCGUGACUCGAC